This is a messenger RNA of Daldinia childiae, 1752 nucleotides long. RefSeq names its product Kinesin-2. Gene Ontology annotation, molecular function: microtubule binding; ATP binding; microtubule motor activity. NCBI's taxonomy places the organism in Eukaryota, Fungi, Ascomycota, Sordariomycetes, Xylariales, Hypoxylaceae. Gene Ontology annotation, biological process: microtubule-based movement. The record is from RefSeq and is a predicted model, not a curated record. The coding region runs from base 1 to 1752 and encodes 583 amino acids. The transcript has a single exon.
AUGGAUCCCUCAAUUAUAGAAGACAGGCUCGCAAGAGUCGAAGAACGUGCCAGGAACCUUGAGAAGAUAAUUCUUAUCUCUACCGAAACCCAGGCAGCAAUAUGGAAGAAUGUACCUGAGGAAUUCGAUAGAUCUAGGGAAUUAAUAUUAAAACUUUUGGAAAAAAGUCACGAUGUGACAAACUCCAAUCAAAACCAAAGCCUCACGCGCUACGUCGGGCCCCCUCAAAACUCCGAUGAGACAGGUAGUUACGAAACCGAAAGUUUCAUUAACACCUAUCAGGAUGUUGAAAGUUAUAAUGCCACUAGCUACAACAUCGAAAACUUUGAUGAUGCUAGAUAUAAGGCAGAAAUCGAAGAUAUUGAAGUCAAAUAUAAAGCAGAUAUUGAAAAGAUUGAAGCCAAAUAUAAAGCGGAAAUCGAAGACAAUGAAGCCAGAUAUAAAGCAGACAUCGAAGAUAUGAAGGCCGAGCUGCUUAAAACAGAGGAGAUGAGGAUCGAACUGCUUGAGAAGACGGAGAAUUAUAAUAGAGUCCGGAAGCUACUUGAUGAAGAAAGAAGAAAAAGCCGAGCCCUUGUUGGAACUCUUCGAGAUAUUCAAGGUAACAUUAGGGUAUUGUGUAGAAUUCGACCCGCAGGAAAGGACACCCCAGAAGAAGACCUUGUAGACUUUGGUCCGCAAGAAAGCGGGGAGUUUUCCUCUCACUGGGGGAAAAUGACCAUCGCCACUACACGAUCAAACUAUAUGGGAGAUAUAGUUCCGGACACACCGAAAGUCUAUAAUUUCGAGCGUAUCUUUAGUACGUCGGACACAAACAAGGACGUCUUCGAACAUAUCAGCGACCUCGUUGAAUCUUCAAUGGAGGGUCAAAAGAUCAUAAUGUUCGCUUACGGACAAACUGGUGCUGGAAAGACAUUUACUCUUAGUCACAAAGGCCCAGACGCUAAGCAUAACGGAGUGAUUCCAAGAUCCUUGGAUUUACUGUUUAAGACCCAGCGAAAGCUAGCGGAUGAAUUCGAAUUUACGAUUUCGGUAAGCAUCCAAGAAAUCUACCAGAAUAAGACUUUUGACCUCUUGGGAGCAGUUGAGGCGAGAAGGAGGGGAUCCGAGGUCCGAGCCAACUCGGCUCGGAAGCAAUCUUUGCAUUCCCAUGAAGAGUCUAUGUCAGUGAUAGAUGCUGCGAUGAACUACAGAGUAGUUUCAGCAACUGACAUGAAUGCUGCUAGCUCUCGUUCGCAUCUGAUUCUGACAUUUGAGAUUACAAGGGUGUCACGAGGAAAUGCAAGGGAAGUUAGGUCUGGCUUUCUUAAUAUCGUCGACCUCGCCGGGAGUGAGAGGCCAAACGCAAUGGGAUCGACGAACGAAGUUCGUGAGCAAGGAAUCCAAAUCAAUAGGUCUUUGAUGAGCUUAACUAAGCUAAUUAGUUGCAUAGCGACUGGCGAUCCCGUCGUCUAUGAUACAGAGCUCGUACGAUCAUUAAGACCUGCUCUCUCGCCCCAGACAAAAGUUGUCAUGUUUGUUAUGAUCAGCCCCUUAAAGGAGGACCAGGAGGUCUCUUUCCAAACUCUCGAAAGGGGGCGGGAAGCUUCGGCCGCAAAGAUGGCUUCGGCCGACCUUAGCGGGAAUGCUAAGACACCGGGACCAUCUACGAGGAAUACCCAGCGUGGUGAUUCCCCAUCAAGGGGCACACUUUCAUCAAGGGGUGGGCAAAGUUCAACAUCGAGGGGCGGGCAAGGCCGCGGCCGGAGAUAA